AUGAGUGAUUAUCAACAGCAACGACAAAACAUUCAGCUCACUGAAAAUGAUUGGCGAACUCUUUUGAGAAACGGCGGAAUACAGGCUUUGAUACAAAAGCAAAAAGACAUCGAGAAUGAAUACAAAAAUCAACCGGUGCUGAUUGCUUUGAUUGGUGAAGCGGGCUGUGGUAAAUCAACACUUAUUCGCCGUUUUAUGGGCAUGUCACCCGACGACGAAGGUGAGCCAAAGAUUGGCGAAUGUGUUAGUGAAUGUACAAAAGAAGGCAGAGAAUAUCGCAAAUCUGGUACUUCAGUUGUAUAUGUGGAUUUACCUGGCGUUGGUAGUACUACUAGCUCAUGUGCUUUCACAACUCCCAAAGAACAAAUUAACUAUUGCAAACUCUACAGGCUUCAUACGGUGGAUUAUUUCGUUCUUCUCUCGCACAAUAAAUUUACUGAACAAGACAAGCGUCUGGCUAAAUACAUCACUGAUGAAUUGAAGAAAAAAUUCGUUUUCGUACAAACAAAAAUAGAUUUGUUACGUUUGGAAGGCGGAAAUAAAUUGCUAGAAAAGCGUGCAGGUUUUGAUGCCGUCAAGGCCAAGAUUCGUGAGCAACUUCAAACGCAACUUGCUGCUGACAAUGUUCACAAAAUCUUUCUUGUGUCCAAUCAGUUCAUCGAAAGUGAAUCCGACGGAAAAACAAUUUACGAAUAUGACCAAUCUCCAGAUUAUGAAUUUGAUCGAUUAUGGGAAGCGAUACAAAGUGACAUGAUAUCGGAAGAUGGAUUGGGUGCUGAGAAGGGGAGAGCGUUUGUAUUAGCAACUGGUGCUGUUUGCGAAAGUGCUAUCCGUACCGCAGCUAAUUCGCUUCGAAAGCAGAAAUGGGGAUGGGCAACGCUCUCGGGAGUAAUUGGCGCUGUGCCUAUACCAGGUGUUUCUAUUUCAUGUGAUAUUGCUAUUAUUGUCACCAAAGCAACGGACUACUUUUUUCUAUUUGGACUCAAUCCAAUCAAUUUCAUGGGACCAGGUACUGCCAAAGAAAAAUUAACAAAUCUAAUCCAAGCUUUGUACGCAAGCCUGGGAGUUCGUGCUAGUGCAAUCUUGGGAACAAUGCUAGGUAUUAGUGCAGGCGAAGAAUCUGUCAAAGCUGUGCCUGUUGUUGGUGUUGCAAUCGGUAGUUUUGUAGGUGCUGGUGUGUCUUUCGCAUCGACGUGCGUUAUACUAGGUCAAGUGAUCGAUUUUUGCGAGAAGGAAGCUCUCAAACUUAUCCAUAGAAACUAA
Messenger RNA from Adineta ricciae, 1263 nucleotides. The record is from the annotation of a GenBank genome assembly. Lineage: Eukaryota; Metazoa; Rotifera; Eurotatoria; Adinetida; Adinetidae.